UCCAAUUCGAACCCAAACGUCACGAGGGCAAAGUGCAAAGUGUAUUGGUACACAAACAAGAACAUAAAAAACUUCUGUAUAAGAGAUCAAAAAUGGAUUAUAAGUGACAAAAUAUAUUUAAAGGAAAACUUCUAAUGGAUGCACUGGUUAUAGACCCAGCAAUUCAAGAUGUCAUAGGUAGAAAUCUGGGUUAUGACAAUGUUAGUGAUUAUUUGGACAUAGAUUUACUAGAUCAGUAUUUACAGAAUGAAAAAACAUGCCUGCCUGAAGAGACGAUACCCGCCAUAGCCUAUAGUCGGCCAUUACAGUCAUCUCAGAACCACCAUCACCAUGUCAACAACAUAAAUCUGCCAUCAAGUACAUCAUCACCUCCACAUGUACCGGUACCGACAUCUAACUACAAUCACCUGAGAACACACGCCAUUCUAAAUGGACAAAAUCAUUGCUAUGACAACCCUGCAAUGCAUCCAACACUGCCUGACAGCCCACCUGAUUCAGAGCCGUAUUCACCACCUGAUGGACAUCAUAAUCCAGCAGGAAUAGUAACUACACAAGAAAACAAAUACGGUGUGAACCCCACGAUGCAUCACAUGUAUCCACCGAGCCACCACAGGCCUCCAGGAAUUCACACCAAGCCUAUUCCAUCAGGGUAUAAUGAGCCACCUGUAUUAAACCACAUGCCACCUGCUCCAGUAUCUCACCCUGAUCCUUCAUCAUCCACACCUUUACCUCUCUCUGCUCCAGGCAUGAACCCUCAAAUGAUCUCACCUCCUCACAGAUUCAGACAUGAACCAGCAGAUUCACAGAUGAUCUCUUCUUCUUAUAGUAUUCCAUCACGUCCAGCCAAGAGAAAGUACCCUGAUUCACCAAACAAUACUUUAACCAAUGUACUACUGAAUGGACGGCAAGAUAUGUUACCUAUUAAACAGGAACCUAAUUCCAGUUUUGGUGGCUACCUAGAUUGUGAAGAAGAUUAUCAAUAUGACCCAGAUUCUAGUAAUUCUGGUUUCAUGGACUCCUCUUACCAAGUGAUCAAAUGGCAGGCAUUCAAUGUUCAGAAGUGGACAGCAUUAACCGAUUCAAAUCUCAAAGAUCUACCACCGCCUCAAUACCGUAUAGAUUCUGACAAAGGAUUUAACUUUUCUACACCUGAUGAAGCUUUCGUAUGUCAGAAAAAGAAUCAUUUCCAGGUCACAGCACACAUGGCAAUUGCUGGUGACCCUAGAUAUGUCCGAACACCAGAAGGGGUCAAGAAAAUUGAUGCUUUUCAUUUACAUUUCUAUGGUGUAAAGUCAGAGUCACCAUCCCAAACAAUCAAAAUAGAACAGUCACAAUCAGACAGAAGUAAAAAGCCUUUCCAUCCUGUUAGAGUGGAUAUUAUACCAAAUCAAACCAAUAAAAUGACUGUUGGUCGUCUACACUUUAGUGAGACAACUUCUAAUAAUAUGAGAAAGAAAGGGCGACCUAAUCCUGAUCAGCGAUACUUUAUGUUAGUCGUGGCAUUACAUGCACACUGUGGUGACAAUGAUUAUAUGGUGGCAGCACAAUCAUCGGAGCGUUUGAUUGUCAGGGUGAGUUUCAAGGCGUCCAAUCCUGGUCAGUUUGACAGUGAUGUAGAUGUGAUGUGGCAGAAAGCUCAGACUCCAGAUGGAGUAUACCAUGUGGGUAGGGUAGGAGUAAACACUGACCACCCUGAAGAGGCACUGACUGUCCAUGGUAACAUGAGAUUGACUGGUCAUUUGCUCCAACCCUCAGAUAAAAGGGUUAAAGAUGAUAUUAAAGAGGUUAAUUCAAAGGAUCAACUAAAGAAUGUUGCUCAACUGAAUAUAUACAAAUAUAAAUAUAAACAGGAUUUCGCUGACACUGUAGGAAUGCCUGAACAUCAGCGCCAUGAUACUGGUGUAUUGGCACAGGAAGUGCAAAAUGUACUUCCUGAUGCUGUCAUGGAAACAGGGGAUGUUGCACUGAAUUCUGGGAAACAGGUUAAUAACCUGUUAGUUGUAAAUAAGGAUCGUAUUUUCAUGGAGAAUGUUGGUGCAGUUAAAGAAUUGUGUAAAUUAACAGACAAUUUAGAAGUGAGAAUUGAUGAACUUGAAAAAAUGAACAAAAAAUUAUCCAAAUUAAAACGUUACGAUAGUUUAAAAUCAACAGUCAGUUCGAAGUCAUCAUGUAGUGUUAGCACAGUAAGUAGUACACCACCAAAGAAAUCAUCAUCAUCAUCACCAAGUCACAAAUAUCGUCAUAGUUCAUCGCACAAUCAUCAACAUGGCAGCAGAAAGACGUCGCCUCCUACAGACAACGGAUGGUGCAGCAAUCGCUUUAUACAAAUAAUAAUUAUCACCUUAAUACUCAUCAUGGCUUUCUGUCUUGUAGCAAUAACUGUAUUAUAUAUAUUGGAGAGACAUAAAGAUUCACAAGACACAACAAGUAGUUCACCCUCCGACAAUGAUGCUAAGUCACAAUUACAUAUUGGAGGAAAAAAUCAUACACUAUCUACGACAACGUUGUCGUCUAUCACACAAUCUAUACUGCAUUCAACAUCUAUAAAAUCUACCACCACAGCACACACUUCUGAUGGAUUGCCUGUGAUACCACACGAACCUGGUGAAUGUUUCUGUUGUCCUCCACCUUAUCGGGACGAUGAAGGAGGUUGGCCUUAUCCAUAUGUCACUCCACAAAUCAUCAUUCAGCCACAAAAUAACCAACCCCCCUAUAUAAUUGUUGAUAAUAACCAUACAGAGAUGAACAACUCAAAGGAGGAGACCAAUGAACUUCCUGGGGAGGAAAAAACUACAACCAAGAAACCUGAUGAUAAUAACAUCAUUGUAGUUAUAAACAACUCUAAUGGACCACAAUACAGUAACGUUGGCAACGUUAAUACUAACGAGAUACAAAACACAUUGAUCAGGAACAGAAGGAAGAAGAGACAUGCGGUUGACCUUCAUGCAGAGAUUAUUGUCAGUCAUUUAAACAAAACAUUAGCAACAGUAGAUGAAACCUAUUGUGAUACAGACCUUCAUAAUCCCUGUACAGCAUACAAUAAAACUUACAUGGUUAUAUAUAGUAUGUUUUGGGACAUAAGAACAUCCUUUAUGCUAUCAUUUGGAGUAUCAUCAGAUGUUAAUGUGACUUUGUGUCUUACCAAAACACAUCAAAAUUGUGCUAGAAAUAUGAAUUAUAAUGAUCUGCAUUAUAUACAACCUCAUCAGUGGCGUGUACCUGUAACACAAUUCUUCACCAGUGAUUAUAUAUAUAGAAUUGCUGAAAAGGGAACUGCAGAUGUAUGUUCAUUACCCACAGAAAGACUGGGAGAUUUUCAUGAACACCAUAUAAGGUUUGUCCGAGAGUGUAAUAAAGAUUCUUGUCCUAGCAAGAAAUGAGAUUGUUCUAAGAACACAGAUGCUGGAUGAUAAUGUAUGCAUGAGAACACUGGUGUUAGAUGUUCUACACAAUAACACCAAUGCUAGCUGAUAAUAUCAGCACACUGGUGUACUAAGGGGAAAACGGUGACAGAUCG
Molecule: messenger RNA, 3517 nt
Organism: Mytilus trossulus (common blue mussel)
Lineage: Eukaryota; Metazoa; Mollusca; Bivalvia; Mytilida; Mytilidae
Product: myelin regulatory factor-like
Exons: 24
Coding region: 135-3380 (1081 amino acids)
Biological process (GO): positive regulation of DNA-templated transcription; protein autoprocessing
Cellular component (GO): endoplasmic reticulum membrane; nucleus
Molecular function (GO): DNA-binding transcription factor activity; sequence-specific DNA binding
Source: RefSeq, a predicted model, not a curated record